AUGACAUCGACGUCUUCAAUUUUGCUAACAAGCAGUGUUGGAUUAUCAACAUGUGCGCUGGUUGCAAUUAUUUUAUAUUUACCACAAAUGUAUUGGGAGAUGAAUGAGUUGAAAGAGGAAGUUGUUGGAGUUGUCAGAAGUUUCAAGGUUUGUGAGAUUUCUUCUGAUUUUUUUUUCAAAAAAAAAAUCUCAAACUCAUUUUCCUCUCCACAUCUUGUGUAAACAUUCAUAUUUUAUGAAGUCGUUAAAAAUCGCAUUUCGAAAAAUUUUAUAUUUAACACAUUUAGGUCGAAACCGAUUCAAUUUGGAUUGAUUUAAUGGAUGUUCAACUUCUUCAUUCUCCACCCUCUAAACCGCGUGAAAACCCACUCCUUCGACGUGACAAACGUUUCGCCAAACUUCCGGAUUGGUGUCAAUGCGAUAAUGCGCCACAAUGUCCACCAGGCCCUCCAGGUCCGCCAGGAGCACCGGGAGCCCCGGGAAGUUCAGGAGAGCCGGGAGUUCGAGGAAUGGAUAAUCCACAUAAGGUUGAAUCAGUUGGAUGUGACUCAACAAUCACUGGAUGUGUAAAAUGUCCAAGGGGAAUUGCGGGACCACCAGGACCACCAGGACCAGAAGGACAACAAGGGCCAAAUGGAUCAGACGGUGCUCCAGGUGCACCUUCACAAAUUCAUGGCCCACCAGGUCCACCAGGAAUAAUCGGAGAUGAUGGAGCGCCAGGACAACCAGGACAACCUGGAGAACGUGGAGCACCUGGAAAAGAUGGACAAAAACAAGUUGGAGUUCAAGGGCCACCAGGUCCACCAGGAGCACCUGGAAAACCAGGAACAAUUGGGGAAACUGGAUUGAAAGGACUCGAUGGUGAGCCUGGAUCUGAGGGAAUCAGUGGAGUUCCUGGGCCAAGAGGUGGACCGGGAGUUGAUGGAAAACCGGGAAGUGUUGGAGGACCAGGUGUGCCAGGAAGAGAUGGACAAUAUUGUCCAUGUCCACCGAGAAGUUUUAUGUUGGCAGCGACGGCAAGAAGAAGACAUGCUAAGAUUUGA
This is a messenger RNA of Caenorhabditis angaria, 1043 nucleotides long. The record is from the annotation of a GenBank genome assembly. Lineage: Eukaryota; Metazoa; Nematoda; Chromadorea; Rhabditida; Rhabditidae.